Molecule: messenger RNA, 1116 nt
Organism: Phodopus roborovskii (desert hamster)
Lineage: Eukaryota; Metazoa; Chordata; Mammalia; Rodentia; Cricetidae
Gene: C1qbp
Product: complement C1q binding protein
Exons: 6
Coding region: 25-864 (279 amino acids)
Biological process (GO): cytosolic ribosome assembly
Cellular component (GO): mitochondrial matrix
Source: RefSeq, a predicted model, not a curated record
CCCUCCGCACGUGUCUACUCCGCGAUGCUUCCCCUGCUGCGCUGCGUUCCCCGCGCCCUGGGCGCCGCUGCCACGGGCCUCCGAGCUGCCGUCCCGGCCUUGCCCCUUCGGCAGCUGCUACAGCCCGCGCCCCGACCGUGCCUCCGGCCCUUCGGGCUGCUCAGCGUGCGCGCCGGCUCCGCGCGGCGCUCUGGCCUCUUGCAGCCCCCGGCGCCCUGCUCGUGCGGCUGUGGAGCUCUGCACACCGAGGGAGACAAAGCCUUUGUUGAAUUCUUGACGGAUGAAAUUAAGGAAGAGAAGAAAAUCCAGAAGCAUAAGUCUCUUCCCAAGAUGUCUGGAGAUUGGGAGCUGGAAGUGAACGGGACUGAGGCUAAAUUAUUGCGCAAAGUUGCUGGAGAAAAGAUCACUGUCACUUUCAACAUUAACAAUAGCAUCCCUCAAUCAUUUGGUGGUGAGGAGGAAGAGCCCUCCCAAGGGCAGAAGGCUGAAGAACAGGAGCCGGAACUGACUUCAACUCCCAACUUUGUGGUUGAAGUUACAAAGAGUGAUGGCAAGAAGACCCUUGUACUGGACUGUCACUAUCCUGAGGAUGAGAUUGAACAAGAAGAGACCGAGAGUGAUAUUUUCUCCAUCAAGGAAGUUAGCUUCCAGGCCACUGGUGACUCUGAAUGGAGGGAUACUAACUACACACUCAACACAGAUUCCCUAGACUGGGCCUUGUAUGACCACCUGAUGGAUUUCCUUGCGGACCGAGGGGUGGACAACACUUUUGCAGAUGAGUUGGUGGAGCUCAGUACAGCCCUAGAGCACCAAGAAUAUAUCACCUUCCUUGAAGACCUCAAAAGUUUUGUCAAGAGCCAGUAGAACUGUCAGAGACUGGGGGCUUUAAUUAAAUGGCAAGCUUUGGCCAGUGAACAAAAGCUACUUUGCCAUUAGCUUUGAAAUGGCUGUCAUCCUAAUUAAUAUCAUGGGAGGAAAAAAGCAAGUUUAAGUUAUUGCUGUUACACUUCCAUUUGCUAUUCAUUUGGGUAUUUUUCUCCUGUACAAAUCUAUUUGUAGAUUUUUAUAUAACAUAAUGAUGGACAAUAAAAUUGGUUUUAUCUCCUCCAAGAAAAA